GCCCGCCAGCGCGGCCGAACAUGGCGAGCCCGGCGCCUCCGGAGCACGCCGCGGAGGGAUGCCCGGCCCCGGCUGCCGCGGAGCCGCCCCGGGCUCCCCCCGAGGAGCAGGGAGAGGAGGCGCGGGAGGAAGGGGCGGUGGCGGUCGUCGCGGGGCGACAGGUGGAGGAGGCCGCCGGCGGGGUGGCCGCCGCCGUGACCUGGCUGCUGGGGGAGCCGGUGCUGUGGCUGGGCUGCCGCGCGGACGAGCUCCUGAGCUGGAAGAGGCCGCUGCGCAGCCUGCUCGGCUUCGUCGCGGCCAACCUGCUGUUCUGGUUCCUUGCACUGACUCCAUGGAGAGUGUAUCACCUGAUUUCUGUCAUGAUACUCGGGCGCGUUAUUAUGCAAAUAAUAAAGGAUAUGGUUUUGUCCAGAGCUAGAGGUGCACAGUUGUGGAGAAGCCUCAGUGAAAGCUGGGAAGUUAUCAAUUCCAAACCGGAUGAAAGACCGAGGCUCAGCCACUGUAUUGCAGAAUCAUGGAUGAAUUUCAGCUUAUUUCUUCAAGAAAUGUCUCUUUUUAAACAGCAGAGCCCUGGCAAGUUUUGUCUCCUGGUCUGCAGUGUGUGCACAUUUUUUACGGUCUUGGGAAGUUACAUUCCUGGGGUUAUACUCAGCUAUCUACUGUUAUUGUGUGCAUUUUUGUGUCCACUGUUUAAGUGUAAUGAUAUUGGACAAAAAAUAUACAGCAAAAUCAAGUCAGUUCUGCUGAAACUAGAUUUUGGAAUUGGAGAAUAUAUUAAUCAGAAGAAACGUAAGAGAUCUGAAGCAGAUAAAGAAAAAAGUCACAAAGAUGACAGUGAAUUAGACCUUUCAGCUCUUUGUCCUAAGAUUAGCCUCACGGUUGCUGCUAAAGAGUUGUCUGUGUCUGACACGGAUGUAUCUGAGGUCUCCUGGACUGACAAUGGGACCUUCAACCUUUCAGAAGGAUACACUCCACAGACAGACACUUCUGAUGAUCUCGACCGGCCUAGCGAAGAAGUUUUCUCUCGAGACCUUUCCGAUUUUCCAUCUGUAGAAAAUGGCAUGGGAACAAACGACGAAGAUGAAUUCAGCCUUGGCUUGCCCACUGAGCUCAGGAGAAAAAAGGAGCAGCUGGACAGCGGUCCCAGAGCAAGCAAAGAGAGGCAGUCCGCCGCUGGCCUCACCCUCCCGCUGAGCAGUGACCAAACCUUUCACUUGAUGCGCAACCUGGCCGGGGACGCCAUCACAGCCGCAGUGACGGCUGCCAUCAAAGAGCAGUUAGAGGGCGCCGCGAAGCAAGCACUCUCGCAGGCUGCCCCCAGCCCGGGAGACGACACAGACACUGAAGAAGGUGAUGACUUUGAACUACUUGACCAGUCAGAGCUUGAUCAAAUUGAGAGUGAAUUGGGACUUGCACAAGACCAAGAAGCAGAAGCACAGCAAAGUAAGAAGGCUUCGGGCUUCCUUUCAAAUCUACUCGGAGGAGGCCAUUAGUCUGGGAAUCAACUUGUUCAACACAGCACAGAUAAAACUACCAAAAAAUUAUAAACAAUGCAAAAAAAAAAAGAAAAGAAAAAAGAAAAGGAAAAAAAAUUUUUUUGAACUGUGGGCUUUACUGAUUACUUCAGAUUGUUUUUCUUAUUUUCCCUUCUGCAGUGAAUUAAUUGGAUCUAUAUCAGCUGAUACUGAUAGACUGAUAUUUCCUAUAGUUAUUUUUAUGUAAUAAGCAUGGAAAUGAACUUUGUAUACAUAUAUAUACAUGCUGUGUUAUCAGAGAUGAAUAUUAGAGGUUGUUUUUAAAGCAAAACACCAACUUAUUGAGAUCCUCCUACAAGUAUUCCUUAUUUUUCCUUUACAAUUAAUUUUUCAGGCAUGCAAAAACUUUAUUGUAACUCACUGAAAUAUUAACAAUUCGUUGGUGAAUACAUGCGGUAUCAGCUCCUUUGCUACCGAUACUUGGAAACCGUUAAAAAAUUUUGGUAGAUUCUGAUGUGAAAAACCAAAAAUUAUCAAGGUAUCUUCAGGUGGAGGACUUGGGAAAUAUUAGCAAAAUUAAUUUCUUAGGAAAAAAUUUUAAAAAUAUAUUUAACUACUUUGGAUAGGCUGAUACAUUUCCAUGUUAUUUCUGCAGUUAUAGACUUAGGCUUACCUAUAAAUGGCAUGCUCCGUGGACUACCAGCUCUGGUCUUGCAAAUGGAUGGUAUUAACCCAUCGAAAGCAAGUAAUUAUAUAUCACAUAGACAGUGGUUUUGAUGUAAACAGAGGUUGGGCUGUGUUUUGUUGUUCAACUGUCAUAUAUUUGUACUAGAGAUGUUAUGAAGUGCAGAUAUGUUCUGCCUGCUCCGACCUAAGUGAAACCCUCAUCUUUCAUAUUAUGUCAUAGAAAAAGUCUCUUAAAAUUGUGAAAUUAGUUCCUGAUACGUUCUAUGAGUGGCAUUGUCAUCAGCGGUAGAGAAACAAGAACUGUUUUCGUAGUCUGUCUUAGAGUCUCCUAAAGGAGAGAAAUUUGCUUGGCUUUAAGGUGUAUUUAUUUGCUAUUGAAGUCUAAAUAUGUAACCUGUUUCUCAUUGGGAAGCUAGAAUAUAUUCUUCCUUUAUUUUAAACUUUUUUAGAUCACCUUUAAAUAACCAAAUUUGACUUAGGUUUUUAACAAAACACUUAGCAGAAAUCAAGCUAAUUUUGUUUUUGUGAUACAAACUUUUAAUAUGUUGAGGGACCAUGUCCGCCAACUACCAACAAUCCCUUCAGUCUUCAGGUACAGCCGGCAUUUCUACAGACGCAUGCAGACAUCUGAGACCCUCAGAAAGGAAGGAUAAUCCAAGAAUAUAGGAAAUCUGUGGUCUCUUCCCUUCGUUUUACCCUUUCCUUAUAUUUCUAAAGACUAUAGGUAAUCUUAUGUUUUAAUGUAGCAUCUCUUAUUUAUUUUUUCUUUCUGAGGUAUUAAAAUAGCUAGACUGAAUUUUGCCAAAUGU
This is a messenger RNA of Panthera uncia (snow leopard), 2971 nucleotides long. RefSeq names its product reticulophagy regulator 1 (gene RETREG1). Gene Ontology annotation, cellular component: endoplasmic reticulum membrane. Lineage: Eukaryota; Metazoa; Chordata; Mammalia; Carnivora; Felidae. The transcript has 9 exons. Gene Ontology annotation, biological process: reticulophagy; negative regulation of neuron apoptotic process. Bases 21 to 1493 code for a protein of 490 amino acids. The record is from RefSeq and is a predicted model, not a curated record.